Leucoraja erinaceus (little skate) is the source of this 5113-nucleotide messenger RNA. Its product is annotated as complement C3-like. Lineage: Eukaryota; Metazoa; Chordata; Chondrichthyes; Rajiformes; Rajidae. The record is from RefSeq and is a predicted model, not a curated record. Gene Ontology annotation, cellular component: extracellular region. The transcript is spliced from 41 exons. The coding region runs from base 87 to 5045 and encodes 1652 amino acids. Gene Ontology annotation, molecular function: protein binding; endopeptidase inhibitor activity.
UAAACAUUAAUAAUCCUGUUGUGAUUUUGUAUAUAAAUUGGUGACAUGAGUUGGAAUAAUUUGCUCGGGAGAAGCAGUCUUCCAAUAUGGGGAGGACCUCACUGUUAUUUGUUCUCUUGUUGUCUCUUCCUGCACUCUCCCUGUGUGGACCUCUAUUUAUACUAACAGCACCCAAUGUUUUGCGGAUUGAUAGUGAAGAAACUGUGGUUCUCGAUGCCCGUGAAUUCGGUUCUGAUAUCGAUGUUUCGAUAACUUUGCAGGAUUUUCCUGCUCGUGAGCGCAGCCUAUGGGAUACCAAAAUCUCUUUGACAUCAGCGAAUAAAUAUAUAGCUGACGCCACUGUUAAGAUACCUGCAGAUUUAUUGCCAAAGCGUUCCAGAGGGAACGAGUAUGUAUACUUGGAAGCAACAUCAGCAAGUUUUACGUUGCAGACUGUUAUCCUUGUUUCACAUCAAUCAGGACACAUCUUCAUCCAGACUGACAAACCAAUCUACACGCCAACUCAAACUGUGCUUUAUCGCUUGCUCGCAGUGGACAAUGAUAUGAAGCCAAACAAAAAAGCCAAAAUGGUUGAACUUGUGAAUCCACAAGGUAUUAUUGUUGAGCGGACUGAAGUUCGUAUGAUAGAUGCUUCAGGAAUUGUUGGAAGGUCCUUUCCUAUUCCAGAGGUCGUGAAUAUUGGAAUAUGGAACAUUGUUGCAAGUUACAAACAUGCCCCCUCCGUAAAUUUCACGACCCAAUUUGAAGUGAAAGAAUAUGUGUUGCCAAGCUUUGAAGUUACCUUGGGAUCAGUGCACCCAUUUUUCCAAGUCGAUGACCGAGAAUUGCAUAUCACAAUCACUGCAAGGUUCACAUAUGGGAAACCUGUCCAAGGACGAGCUUUUAUCCUGUUUGGAGUAAUGAAAAAGGGUGAAAAGUUGAGCAUUGCAAAAUCACUUCAAUCAGUGCCUGUUAUAGAUGGCAGCGGAGAAGCCGUCCUGACAAGAGAACAAUUGACUGAAAACUUCGCAAACAUUGACGAACUGGUUGGGAGUUCCAUUUAUGUUAGUGCAAGUGUUAUUACUCAUGCAGGCAGUGACAUGGUAGAAGCAGAAAAAACGGACAUAAAAAUAGUUCGCAGCCCAUAUACUAUCUCGUUCUCCAAAACCUCCAAGUAUUACAAGCCUGGGAUGCCUUUUGACAUGAUGGUCUAUGUAGCAAAUCCUGACGGUUCCCCUGCCAAUCGAAUUGCUGUGAAGGUCGAUGGUUCCAAUGUCAAGUCUAAAACUCAUGCUGAUGGAGUGACCUCACUGACAGUGAAUACACCUGGAAACGCGGGGUCAUUUACUGUUAAAGUUUCAACAGAUGUCCCUGAGCUAUUAGAACAUCAACAGGCACAUGCAACAAUGGUUGCAUAUCCUUAUGCAACACAACGUGCAUCAAAGAACUACCUGCACAUUGGUAUUCAACAUAAAGAGCUCCAUGCAGGUGAUGACGAUUUAUUGGUUCACCUCAACAUUGAAAAUGAUAACGAUGCAGUCCGAGAGCAAAUAACAUACUUCACCUACAUGCUGAUUAGCAACGGGAACAUUGUCAACUUCGGAAGACAGCCAAGAACACCAAAUCAACGGGUGGUGACAUUACAGUUCCCAAUCAAAGCAAACUUAAUCCCAUCAUUCAGACUGUUAGUUUAUUACUAUGUUGUCGUUGGAGGACAGGUAGACCUUGUUGCCGAUUCUGUGUGGAUUGAUGUGGAGGACACAUGCAUGGGACUUCUAAAAAUUACUGCGAAAAAUCCAAAUGACGAAAGGAAAAUAUACAGUCCCGGUGGAGGGCUUACAAUGAGACUGACAGGGGAUCCUGGGGCAAAGGUCGGACUUGUUGCUGUGGAUAAAGCUGUAUUUGCAUUGAGUAAGAAAAAUAAAAUAACACAAAGUAAGAUCUGGAGUGUGGUGGAGAAAAAUGAUAUUGGUUGCUCACCUGGAAGUGGUAGUGAUGUCUUUGGUGUUUUCUCAGACGCUGGAUUAGCCUUUGUAACAAGCACUAACCUCAAGACUGAAACAAGAGCAGCGCUGACGUGUAAACAGCCAAAUCUACGCAAGCGGCGUGCAACAGCACUGGAGGAGCUCAAAUCUGAGACACUGCAGAAGUUCAAACCUGGACUGCUACAACGUUGUUGUUCUGCUGGAUUUACAAAAAACCUCAUGCGUUUCAGCUGUACUAAAAGGGCCAGGCGAAUAAGAAAUAAAAAUGACUGCUACAAUGCCUUCAAGCACUGUUGUGAAGCAGUUACAAAAUAUAAGGAACAGCUUCAAAAAAGCACGCUGAGUUUAGGUCGAAGUACUGAUGAUGAUUACACUAGCUAUGAGGAUAUAACAGUCAGGUCUCAGUUCCCAGAAAGCUGGCUCUGGCAGACAUAUACUCUUCCACAGGUCGAGAAUGGCCCGGCAUCAAUGGAUAUAACGCAUUACCUCAAAGAUUCAAUCACUACUUGGGAAAUACAGGCUGUCAGUGUGUCUCCAACAAAAGGAGUAUGCAUUGCACAACCCUAUGAAGUCACCGUGCUAAAAGACUUUUUCAUUGACCUUCGACUUCCAUACGCAACCGUACGCUACGAACAAGUGGAAAUUAGAGCUGUCCUCUACAAUUAUCAUGAUAAAGAUAUUACGGUUCGUGUGCAAUUUCCUUACAAUGAGAACAUGUGCAGCAAUGCAAAACUAACAGAACGAUAUACUACGAUAAUCAAAGUUCCAAUGAAAUCAACUGCUAUGGUGCCUUAUGUUAUAAUCCCAUUGACAAUUGGGGAAAUAAUGAUUGAAGUCAAAGCAUCAGUUCAAGGUGUAUUUGUGAAUGAUGCCGUGAGAAAGCCUCUCCGUGUGCUGCCAGAGGGAGUCAAAACUGAACUCCCAGUGGACAAUCACGAUUUGAAUCCCAAAGGUAAAGAGCAAGUGUUUAAUGUGUCUGUGCUACCCCCAGCUGAUAUGGUUCCACACACAGAGCCAUCGACUUUCAUCAGCGCGCAAGGUGAUGUUUUAGCUCAAUCUAUUGAAAGCACUAUCGAUGGAUUGAAACUGAAACAUCUAAUCAGAAUUCCGAGGGGAUGCGGCGAGCAGAAUAUGGCAUCAAUGACUCCAGUCGUGAUUGUUGUAAAAUAUCUGGACGAAAAAAAUGAAUGGCCAUUGGUGGGAGUGGACGCCAGAGAAAGGGCACUGAAGAACAUUCAGAUAGGUUAUACCCAAGAACUGGCAUAUCGCAAGGAAGAAGGUUCUUUUGCUGCUUUCCAAAAUCGUGAAGGCAGCACAUGGUUGACUGCCUAUGUGGCUAAAGUGUUUGCUAUGGCGCGUCACAUGAUCACAAUUGAGCCACAUGUACUUUGUGGAGCUGUUAAGUGGCUGAUAUUAAACAGACAGAAACCUGAUGGUCACUUUGAGGAAAAAGGUCCAGUAAUUCAUGGAGAGAUGAUUGGAGGACUCCGUGGAGAAUCCAAGGAGAACCAUGCACCAUUAACUGCAUUUGUUCUGAUUGCAAUCAUUGAAGCUCGAAGUGCUUGCUCACAAUUUGUUGGGAGUUAUGAAAACAGUAUCAAGAAAGGGGCAGCAUACCUGGAGGAUCAUAUAGAUGCCCUUCAGGGAUGCUAUGGUGCAGUGCUUACAGCUUAUGCCCUUUCACUCAUGGGUCAAGACAAGCGGGAAAUUGUGAUGAAAUUUGCUUCAGCAGACCAAUCACACUGGCCAGUGGGAGGAGAUUCUAACUCUCUGUAUACCAUUGAAGCUACGGGAUAUGCCCUUCUAUUCCUCUUGAAGCAGGAGCAGUAUGACCAAGCUGGAAAAUUAGUGAAAUGGCUGUCGAAACGGAGUGCAUAUGGAGGAGGUUACAGCUCUACACAGGCAACCAUAGUUGCGCUUCAAGCACAGGCCACUUAUUUGACCGAUGUUCCUCAGUUCAAGAAGAGCGACUUGGAUAUUGAUCUAUCCAUUCCCAGCAAGCAACUUUCUUUUGAAUGGGCUAUCCGUCCAGACAGUGUAUAUACCACAAGAUCAAGAACGUUUAAUGCUUUUGAAAAGUUUACUGUAACUGCAAAUGGUCAUGGACAAGGAUCAUUAAAAGUUUUGACAACUUAUUAUGCAAUGAUGCCCAAGGGUUUUCAUGAAUGUAAGAAUUUCGAUUUGGUCAUAACUGUCGAAGGCGGUGAGAAAGUUCGGCGACCUGAGGGUGCUCAAAACUCGCUCCUGAUAAAUAUCUGCACACGCUACCAUGGUGAUACACCAUCCUCCAUGGUUAUUUUGGAUGUGUCCAUGUUAACUGGAUUUACUGCAGAUAGCAAUGAUCUUGAACUGCUUAAAAAUGGAAUUGAGAAUUACAUUUCAAGAUUUGAGGUAGACAAGGCGUUGUCUACUGCAGGAUCACUCAUCAUUUAUUUAAAUACGGUAUCAAAUGUCGGUGAGAGCUGCAUUGCAUUUCAUGUACACCAAUACUUCAAAGUUGGACUGAUUCAACCAGCUUCUAUCAAGAUAUAUGAAUAUUAUGAUACAACAAAGACUUGCACUAAAUUCUACAAUGUCCCCGAACACAGUGCUAUGCUAAGUAAAAUAUGUCAAGGUGACGUGUGCAAAUGUGCAGAAGGAAGCUGUGUUUCAAUAAAGACCGAUGAAAGAGAACUUAUAAAACGUGAUGACUAUUCAUGCGCCCCAGGAACUGAUUAUGUUUACAAAGUGACAUUUACUAAAGUGGAAAAGAGAGACAGUUACUUAUACUACACAAUGGAAAUUCUGGAUCUUAUCAAACGAGGAAGCGAUGCAAUCGAUCAAGGUGAUUUGAGGGUACUAAUCACACACGCCAACUGUAAAGAUAAAUUUAACGUGGAACUGAACCAAGAUUAUCUAAUAAUGGGAAAGGGCACAGAUCUGUGGAAUGAUAACGAGAGCGUGAGAUAUCUGAUUGGAGAAACUACAUGGUUAGAAAGGUGGCCAAGCAAUGCAGAAUGCCAAGAGGACAUGUUCAGAGAACUCUGUAAAAACCUGAGGGUGUUUGCCGAUGACCUUGGGGCCUUCGGGUGCGAUAACUAAUUACAUUGCAGCUUAUUUAGGCACAACAAUUUUCAAUAAAUAAAGACAAAUGAUCACAUUUUUAAAAA